CAAAUAUGCAGUUAGAGUCAGUUGGAUGCUCCUUAAGUAAUAACAGUUGUGAUGGAGAGGUACCAGCUGAGGCGGAAAGCCCCCGUAUGAAGAAGACUCAAGUCUCAAUAACAUCCCUGGAUGUUGCUACAAAUCCAUUAGAGACCAUUAUGCAGUCGGACUCAGUUGGAUGCAUGUUAAGUAACACCAGUUGUGACGGUGAGGUACCAGAUGAGAUGGAAAGUCAAUGCAAUAAGCAGACUCAAGUCUCAAUAACAUCCCGGGAUGUUGCUACAAAUCUAUCAGAGACACAAAUGUCCACACUCGAGGGUGGAUCAUUGGCGUCAAAGUCCAGUGAUAUUAUGUACUGGAGCACGUCACCAGCUGAAAUAACUGAAGGUGUAUCCCCCAGAUUUGCUUCAAUCGUGUAUCAGGGUUCACCACGCUCUGAUACUAACGGCAACAAUAUGAAGCCGGAGGCAAUUGGAUGCUCCUUGAGCAAUACCAGUUGUGAUGGAGAUGUGCCAGAUAAGAUUGAAAGUCCCAGGAAGAACAAUACUCUAGUCUCAUCGACAUCUCUCAUCAACAUCCCCAAAUUGUCCAUGUUUGAGGGAAGAUCGUUUGUGUCAAAGGUUGAUGAAAUUGUUUCCUGGAGCAAAUUACCAACUGAAAUUAACGAAGGUUUAUCCCACGUUUGUGCUUCAACCACUUGUCAGGGAUCGUCACACACUGAUACUAACGGGACCAAUAGACAGCCAGAGGCAGUUGGAUACUCCUUAAGUAAUACCAGUUGCGAUGGAGAGGUACUGGAUGAGAUUGAAGGACCUGUUAAGAGCAAGACUCAAGUCUCAGCAGCAUCCUUGGUUGUUGCUAGAAAUCCAUCGGAUUCUAAAUCAUCCAUGUUUGAGAAAAGCCUUUUAGAGAUAGGAGAUCCUCCAUCGUUUACUGUACAGAGUCCUGUUGCCUCGGCAACAUCUUUGGAUGGAUCGAUAAAGAUUGAUUUGGAUACUGCCGAUAUGUCAUCCUUCAGCUGCAACGCAGGGACGUCCAUAGAAAAGAAAACUUGUGACUGCCAAACAGCGGUAUCCCUGGAGAGUGAUUCCAAUCCACUCAUUACGAAAUCUUCCAGAUUUGUUGGCUUGGUUACCGUUGAAUCAGCAUCCCCAAUUGCAGUCAAAGAACGGGGGUCAACUGGGGACUCUCUCAGUCACUCAAGAGUGUCGCUGGGAACUGGUGCGGUGGAAGCCAGAAAGAAUUCCAUGGGGUGCGAAAGGAGAAGCGAGAGUCCAUCCCUUAAUAAAAGUCUUGAGAAGGGAAAGAAAAGGAAACUGAAGCGCAGUGGUCCUGAAUGUUCCGAUUUAAGAUCUGAUGAGCCGCUGCCAAAAUUCCCAUGUUUGUUCACUGAGACAGAGGAACAUCAAGCUAAGUCUCCAGGAACAGAAGUGACCAUUGAACAUCCACCUGCAGAGGAUCUGGGUGAACCGACUGACCCAGAAACAUCCACAGGGAAAAAUAUAUCUCAACAACCUAAAGGAAAAACAAGGAAGCGAAAGCGUAGCGCUCCGGAAAGUCCAGAUACAUCUGAGAGAGAGUCUGAAGAGCCAUUACAAAAAUCUCGAUGUUUAGUCAUGGAGACAAAAGAACCACAAGUUGUGUCUCCACAAGCUGAAGAGCCGAGAGUUAAAGUGGAAAUCGGAGCAGAUCCCCAAAGUCCAGAAGCUUUGGAAUACGCUCAUUUCUGCCUCAGAAACGCUUAUCACGCGCUCCUUGGUGCCACAGCAAAAAAUAUAACCAUCCAAACUCAGGUUACUGUUGAGCCUUCUCAGCGAAACAGAGGGCGCAGGAAUCGUAUCAAAAGAGUGUGGAACGGGGAAUCAUUUGUUCCUGAGACUGAAGUACAAGUACAAAGUGAACCCUACAAACGGAGACGACGACGAAGAAGGAACUGAGAGUGGAAGCACAUGGACAGGGUGUUCCACAGAUAUUUUUUUUUCUACAAACUAUUACAACUUGGAACCAAGA
This is a messenger RNA of Pocillopora damicornis (cauliflower coral), 2001 nucleotides long. RefSeq lists its product as uncharacterized. The record is from RefSeq and is a predicted model, not a curated record. Lineage: Eukaryota; Metazoa; Cnidaria; Anthozoa; Scleractinia; Pocilloporidae.